This is a messenger RNA of Myxocyprinus asiaticus (Chinese sucker), 5697 nucleotides long. RefSeq names its product MOB kinase activator 2-like. The transcript is spliced from 5 exons. Lineage: Eukaryota; Metazoa; Chordata; Actinopteri; Cypriniformes; Catostomidae. The coding region runs from base 305 to 1000 and encodes 231 amino acids. Gene Ontology annotation, cellular component: nucleus; cytoplasm. Gene Ontology annotation, molecular function: protein kinase activator activity. The record is from RefSeq and is a predicted model, not a curated record. Gene Ontology annotation, biological process: positive regulation of protein phosphorylation; signal transduction.
UUUACCAGAGAAACAGAGACACAGCCUGAAGAGUAGGGGACACAAACAACAGCCGUGAGAACACACAAGAGAGAAAGCAGGUAGAAUGCUGGACAAAGACAGAGAGACAGUCUGAAAAUAUUCUGGACAUUACUACUGGAUGGGAAACAUAUGGAUGUAAUGUAGACAAAGACAACAUGCGCAUGAGGGACUGCUGUAUGUGUGUGUCUCUAUGUGACAGGUGCAACGGCAACAUUUUUAUGAGUUUUGCUGGUUGAAUGAGGUCGUCUUAUUGGAUCCUUUAACGGGUAGAAGUUCCCUGGAUAUGGGGGGAUGUCAGAGUUACAGUAGCUCUGAUGAAGAGGAUGUGGAUGCUUUGAAGGCAAACCACACCAACAUCAGCCUGUCCAAAGUAAAAAACAACAGUCUACAUCCAAUCCCAUCUGCUGAGGUUAAACCUUACCUGCAACAUCAUUUCCUGUCCAGACGCAUCACUGACGUUGACCUUCUGACCCUCUCUGCACUGCCACAUGGCCUCGACCAGCAGGAGUGGAUAGCAACAAACACUGUCGCGUUCUUCCAGCAUGCAACUCUCCUCAUCAGCGCUCUGUCUGAUUUCUGCUCCACAAAUGCGUGUCCGACAGCCAAAAGCCCCGGAAACAUUCUGUAUGAAUGGACGGAUGAACAGGGGAAGAAAUUAAAGUGUUCAGCUACACUCUACAUCGAUUACGCCAUGUCCUACAUUCAGGAGUUGCUUACAGACGAACGCGUGUUUCCCACCAGGGCAGGCUCAUCAUUCCCUCCUGGAUUCAUGUUCCUGAUUCAGAAGGUCUUUGUAAUGCUCUUCCGUACUCUGGCUCACCUGUUCAGUGCGCACUACCAAAACGCCAUUGCCAUGGAGUUACACCCUCACCUCAACACACUGUUCACACACUUCAUUACCUUCAGUCACGCAUUCAGAUUACUGGACCCAGCAGAGACCGCUCCGAUCGAUGACCUCAUCGCUGGGCUCACACACUGACACACAAACACGGAAGACACGCAGACUCAUCGGCCCCGUCCUAAUUUCUGCCCUCAGCCCUUGUGGUCCUCCUUCGAGUCCACACUUUUGUGACGUAAUGCUGCAAGCUGCACAUAAGGGACAUCGAGGGUGCAUUGCGAAUGACAAAGAGGGCUAUUUUAAACCAUAAAAUGACAAUGGGACACUCCACGGUCUCGUGGACUUAUCGGACACAUUGAAGCAAAGGCCACAAGACCAAGUAUGCCAUUUAGCACUCAAAAUAAAGACUUAGAAACUCCCUGUUUUUAAGACUCAUAAAGAUUCUUAGACAUCUUGACUGAAUAUGACUAGUGUGUGUCAAUCAACUUCAGACUGGUCUGUGAUUGGACGGCGCAGUGGACCCCGCCCAUACAUGAUUUUUCAGUGCCAACUGUGAAGAUGGGCAAUUUUCUCUCGGCCAAUUGCCAACGUUGCUUUUCAACAAGUGCCUAUUCUUAGCAAACCACACUGGUAGAUUUCAACAGUAAUUUAUUAAUUACGGUCACAUUCCUUUUCAAUGCGCUUCCCUGCCACAACAUUUGAAAACAUGAUUGCUAUUUUUAAAUCUUAUCCUGUUGAAGGAAAUACAAACAUUUGAUGUCUUAAGCUGGGUGCACGGUCUACGAUUUUUAAUGACAUGAUCCCAAUGAGAUCUUGGGUAAAAGCCAUGACACACUGUGCAACAUUAUGUCAGACUAUACAAUACACAUAGACAGCAUUGACUGGAUGUUUUGAGUCAUCUGGCACAACUGCAACGCAUAAUUUUGGACACUGUCAGAACUUUUUUGCAGGCUAAAUGCAAAUUUAUACUUACUGGGUACCUAAAUACCGUAUAUAUACUUAUUUCAGCUCAAAGUUAUGACGAAAUGCACUAACGUUUUUGUUCUGCAAAGUUGUUUGGUGCGUAUCACUGAAAUUCUUGACCUAGUAGAACUCAGCUAGUCGAAAAGCGUUGAUGAUUGGUUAAAACUAAUCAUGGGUAUGGUUUGGACGUGACGUUCUUUAUUUUCCUCAACUAGUACGUUUUGAAACAACGCUGUGCGUAGAAUAAACACAGUUUUGGAUAACAGUCUCAAGACAACUCAUAAUAAUUCAUUAGAGAUGGCGAAAUCGUAAGAUAUCGUACGACUUGGCUCGUACAAAAAGAUACGUCUUUUACACCAACCAAUCAACAAACAGAAUUUCAAUACAGGCAUCAGAUUGUAGCUAGCCUCCUAUCCAACACUUUAUUUUAAGAAAGUAAAUGUCUGUACUCCUCCCUGAUAGCACACGUUCAUCACUCAGAUGUCUAUUUGAUGUGUGCGUUAACAUUGUUUGCUCAUCUGCAGUACGUCUAUAAGACAUAUAUGCCAAUAAGUAUAUCUUGGAUUUCAAUAAGACAUUCAGCAGAUGCCUUUGAGACGUUUAUGAUUUAGAAUGUUUGUAAAUCUGAUCUUUUUAAGAUGUUUAGCAGAUUGUUAAUUAGACUGUGAUGCUUUACAGAUUAAAAUAUGUAAACCAGACAUGCUAUCUGGGAUUCCACAUUUAUUUAUGCAAUACAAAUGACUGAUAUACAGUAUGUCAAUAACCUUUUAUAUGCAUCCCUCGUCUCGCUCCAAACCCCAAAGUUUUCUUUCUUCCGUGGCACACAAAAGCUAUUUUCCUAUUAAAAUCACGGUAGGGUUUGGGGUUAAAAAUCGUUAUAGUAUCAUUUGUUGGUUCGUUUAUUUUUCUCUAUGGGAGUAAAAGUUGAGCCAUCUCGUAUGAUUUCUUACUCGCUGUAGUUUGUUUGGGAGAAAGAAGUUUGGCGUCUUCCAUUGUAUAAAUUAGGCUUUCGUCCUGCUACGCUGGACGCGAUGCGUCCAAAGCAGAUAGACCCUGUUAUAAUCAAUGAAGCUGUCUACAGUGGAAGUGUCCGCUUUGCGUAUCACCGAAAGUAAACAGAUGCCCCGUUUGCGAUUGCCGACGGGCUGCAGAGCUACUCCAGCCACUUUAUCAUCCUGUCUGUCUGAAAUUAAAUUAUUUUACUAACCAAAUAUCAUACAUUUGAAUCAUUUUGCCAUGAUUUUUGCAUGUUACAUAUUUAUAUAACUUCUGACUUCAACAUUAAAGCCAGCUAGUGACGUUUCUGGUCUCUGGUCUAUGUAUUUAAAUAAUAUUGUGUGUCUAACCACGUUUACGCAGUUUUAGCAAUAAUAACAUUACAAUAAUAAUUAUAUACUUGUUUAUAACAGUGGAUUUCCAUUGAAAACGCCUGGUGUAGACAGGCAGUGUUUCUCAGCGCUAAGAACGCGCUCUCGUUCUUGCAUUCUUGUGAAAAUCAAUCUUGCCUAACCAGGGUUGGGGAGUAACGGAAUACAUGAGGACGUAAAACGCAUCUACAGAACGCAAGUUUUGAGAUGUGCUGUGAUAUGUAGAUUCAACAACCUCUUAACUAUUUUCUUUUUUUUUGGAGGUGGGUGAUGACGUCAGACAAGUCCACAAGAACGUAAGAAUGCAAAAAGAACGGACAUUGAAAAACAGCCAGAGUGUAAAAAUGAAUCGCAAAAGAGAACAUGUCACACCAAUGCUACAUCCACACAAAUUGGUUUAAUUCCAUCUCAUAAGGUCAAUGUUUUCCAAAGAAUGCCGUCAGAGGACGUUUUAAGGCACAGGUAUACUUUGACCCCGUUUACACCUAGUAUUAAGUUGCUCUUUCAAUGCAUCCGACAGACGAUAGACCGGAAGUCAUUCAUUUCCAAUGGAGAGUCGCAUGGGGGGCUGCAUGGGGUUCCGACCAUCUCCAGAUGCGACAUUUUUGGAUCCGAUUUUAGCUUCGAUUUAUAGCACAAAAGCUUUUGUAACUACAGUAAAUAUGUGAUUAAAUUUGUACGUGUCAUUUAUUCCUGCACAUGCAAAACCUACAUAUUUAAAAUCAAAUCUAUGAAUUUCUGCUUCCAAUUUGCUGAAUUAUGGUUAUUGUCCUACUGGAAAAUCUGGCUCCUUUAUUUUGACCACUGGCAAAAACGAACGCGCUCAACGCUGAUGAUGCGCACAGACAUGGACUGGUGUAGACGAAAUUUGCAUCAUGCAUACUGUGCAUGAAGACACGGACAACCGAAGUAUACUUUGGGCUUUAGAAAUGCUCCGUUUUCGGUGGAAGAAUACGCCGUUCUACUGUGCAUGCGAGGCAUAAAGGUAACAAAAUGAAAACGUAUUAGUGGAUGUGGCCUAAGCGAUCAAAAACUGACGAUUUUGCCCUACAACAAGAGAAAACUUUUACCAUCCCUGAAAGUAGUAUAGUAAAAUAAAAGUUUUCCUUACACCGCGUACUAACCACAAGAAACGUGAUAAUGCGACAAACAAUAAAAGCUUUUCCACAUAAAUUUGGAUUUUUGUCCAGAUACUGCAGUUAGUCCCCAUUUCUGUGGCGUCUCACGGUGUACCCACUGUGAAAUCUCAUUGGUCCAAAAUCCUACAACAUAAAACAUCAAAUACGUUCUGAAUGGCUGUGAUUGUGUUACGUUAUCGCAUCACACAUGGUUAGGGCAUGGCAUGAGAAAUCAUAAUUAAAAAGCCAUGUGCUACGCUGGCUAACAGCGUUGUUGAACUACUGUCAAAACAAAUGGUUCUGAAUCAUUCACAAAAUCCAUGCAUCACCUCUGUUGACUCAUAAAUCAAGGUUAUUUUUUCAGCAUGGCAGACUGCAAUUUCUGAAUGGAAUUACUAUAAUUUAAGAAUCUACACUAAAAUCAUACUGCAAUAGCUAUAAUACAAUGUUGGUUAUCUUGUAUUGAUUGUCUUACAUUGGUUUUUGGUCAUCACCACCCAUGUGAAUUGUCCCAACUAAUGUUUCUGUUCAUUGUUUAUGUAUCUAAUGGUCAGAGAGAGGACUUGGAAUUGUAUGGGAGAGAGAUCAGAUUUUCCAGAGCAUUCAUAAACGAACAGCCCUUAGGAUAUCUGAAAAAUACACAUGAAUACACUCGCAAACACUCUGUAAUUCUGUAUAUGCGCCAGUGAUCUGGUUUGGCUGGUUCCCAACAGGAAUUGGAUCCUUAUCCAGCCCACAUAAUACACACAUAUAAACAAAUAAGGCAAGCUGUUAUCUUGUGAUAGUGUGAGUCUAUGGAUCCUGUGAGAAAGGCAGUGUUCAGAAUGGAAUACUGUAUAGUGCCUACUAUUUAAAACAAAUUGUGUGUGAAGCAGCAUGAAAAAAUAAACGUUUCAAACAGUAGUAUGCUACAUGACAAAGUCUACGGUAACUCAUAACCACUCUGUACAAUUGUGUUGAGAAGAAAAUCAUCUCAGAAUGCUGUUCUGUGAUACGGGUUGGUGCUGUUUUGGCAGCAUGAGGGGGACCUAAACAAUAUUUGGUAGGUGGUUUUAAUGUUGUAGCUGAACGGAGCAGUUGUCACAUAACCUCACCACAUUGCAUGCUUAAUUCAGUAUCAAGAUAAUCAGGGAAUGCAGUUAUUUAAGAUUUGUAAAGUUUGGGUAAAAAUGCCAGUCAGAUAAAAUAAUGAGUCACGAACCAGAUGUUGAAAAUCACAGUCGAUACGUAUCCGGGUAUUCCAUUCAAACAGAAAUGUAGCAUACUAUGCACAGCAUACAUACAGUGCAAUAGUAUACAUACUGCAGAAAUAGAAAUAGCAUGGUGCUAUGGUGAACACAGCCAAUGUAUCAAACCUGUGAAAAUAGAAGUUUUUCGUACAUGUGUUUUU